Rhinichthys klamathensis goyatoka is the source of this 4176-nucleotide messenger RNA. RefSeq names its product POM121 transmembrane nucleoporin (gene pom121). NCBI's taxonomy places the organism in Eukaryota, Metazoa, Chordata, Actinopteri, Cypriniformes, Leuciscidae. Bases 54 to 3623 code for a protein of 1189 amino acids. The transcript is spliced from 13 exons. Gene Ontology annotation, biological process: protein import into nucleus; RNA export from nucleus. Gene Ontology annotation, molecular function: structural constituent of nuclear pore. The record is from RefSeq and is a predicted model, not a curated record. Gene Ontology annotation, cellular component: nuclear pore.
CGCGCGGACGCGGUGAAUUAUGGGAUAUCUUCCGUCGGCGGCGCGGUGCCGCCAUGUCUCCUGAAGAUAAACGGCGGCUAGUCGUUUUCUCCGCUGUGGUCUUCUCUUUAUUCCUCCUUUUACUCGUUUUGAGCUACAUACCAGCUUAUUUGUACAUACUUUUUAUCUGUGUCGUGUCUUGUGUUGUUUAUUUUCACAAAGCGGAGGAGCUGCAGCUCUUCGAGAGACUAGGCCUCAAUCCUCGCCGUGGACUGAGCGUCCCGCCGGCUCUUUUGCGCUGGUUACCGGGUAGGACUUUGAGCGGAGUCCCGGCCGCAGGCAAAAACAAGAUACGUAAAAGUGAUGCUAGAAAUUCCUUUGCGUCACCCAGCGAUAGACAUUUUGCAGGCUCGUUUUAUAGAAGAGACCACACGCUCAGUGACUCGGUGUUCAGCCCUCGGGAUAUACUCAUGGGAAGUUACCUCGCCAAGGCUGAAGAAAGCCCCUCCGCCGCCUUGAGGCCCGCUGGAGGCUCGGGGGCUUUCGUCCACCCCAGAGAUCACCUCCGGGAGAGACUCGCCCGACCAAAUCAUGCUGUGCACACCCCUAACAGAAGACUGUCAUUCGGGGACCCUGUGGGCGCUGCGAGUCGAUUCGCCAUCACCCCCCACAGACAUUACCCCCUUCAGCAGAUGGGGACGUCUCCCAUUGGAGUGAUGCCACCUGCAAAAUGGGAUGGAUUCCAUAAGAAGAAUAUUCUCACCCAGCGCAAUUCGCCUACUGUUCACAGUCCGGUCACAGUGAAGAUCGCCAGACCAGACCCCACUCGAUCAUCAUUCUUCAAUCACCUGACCUCACCUGGAGCUGUCACAUCCCCAGGGAUUGGAGCACAGACAGACCCCUGCUCCAGAGAGGCUGUUCUGAGCGUGCUCCGAGAGAGCAGAAAGAGAGAGGUUGAUGAGGAGGAGAAGAGUGCUUCCUCUGGGCAGAAGAGCAAAAGGAGGCGACAUGACAGCAGUGAAAGUUCUCAGUCAGCGUUUGAGCCACUUCUUGCAAAUGGAGCUCUGUCUCAGCUUGUGCCAAAACCUGGCAGUAUGAAGAGAGGAAUGAACUCCUCUCUCAAUGAAGAGUCCAUUAUGAAGCGUUCUCGUACCUCCUCCAUCAGCUCCAUGAGUGGUGCUCCUGUUCCCAGUGGGGUCCCUGGAUCUGUCCGAAAUCCCAUUCGCAGUUCCUACAGUUCCUCACAGGGUUAUCCACAGAGAAGAGCAGCAUCCAGUCUCAGUCUUUCUCCUUUCACAAGCCCAGGAGGAUCUCGGUGUCAGACUCCAGAGAGAGCUGCUAAGAAAGCAAGGGAGGAAGAUGCUACUUCACCAAAUUCCACAUCCUUUGUAAAAAUGGAUAAGGUGACAACUGAUCAUGCGCCUGCUACAACUAAACUUACUCCAAAAUCUGAGGCACCUGUUGCAACAUUAACAUCAGACUCUGGAGGCAGCAGUGGGAAACGUAAGCGUAAAAUCCAGCUGGUCACCACAAACAGAGGAGAUCAGAUUUCUAUGCCACCACCUCCUGAACUAGGAUAUACGAUCACAGCAAAAGAUCUAGAUAUGGAGAAGAAAGCAGCACUCAGCCAGAUACAGAAAGUCCUGGAGGAACCUGAGCCAGAGAUCCUUCCUCCAACAUCUGAAUCCACCCCAGCUCCAGUUUCCUCUUUAACCCCGUUUUCCCACCCAACUCCAACCUCCUCAUUCGGGACUGCACCUGCUGUGAGCGCUGUGCCCGCUCUGGUUUCUCUCUCCACACCUUUGCCUGUGACCACACCAGCCACUACUACAACUCCUGCUCCAACUAUUGACCUUACCAUCACUGUUCCCAGCAUGGCCAGUACUGCACCCCUGACUUUCACCUCAGCCCCCUCCAUCACUACCACCCCAAAUCCCCCAGCUUCAAGCAUUUCAAACCCUCUGCUGGAGUCCUUGAAAAACAUGAAGAAUAAUCCUCUUUUCAAUGCUUCCACUAUGAUGAGUACUACUACUACUGCAGCUCCAGCAGUGUCUGUGUACAGUCUUUCUACACCUGCUGUUUCCACAAACUCUAGCGGUGGAUUUGUCAAAUCUGAGUCGGGCCUUGCCACUCUUCAGAACUCAUUUGCUGCCCCAUCCUCCAUAUCAACACCUGCCUCCAAGCCAGCCACCUCCAUGCCCUCUGCCUUCGCUCAGAUCUUGGCCCAACCUCUUCAAUCCUCACCAAGCACGCCAUCCCUGCGCGGAGGAGGCAGCCUGUUCAGUUUGAUCAAACCUGUGGCCACACCUGCAUCUGAGCCUCCUAAAUCUACAGUUGCUGCACCUACAACCACGGUUGCAUCAGUCAACAGCAUUAGCAACCCCCUGUUGUCUGGCUUUAAGCCCAUUUUCAGUGCAGCAAGCACCACCCCUGCUUCCACAGCUGAGGUCAAAACCACCCAGCCCACCUUCAAGCCAUUAUUUGGCAGUACCACAGGAAGUGGCAUUAGUUCCUUUGGGCAGACAGCCACACCGACGACAUCAACUCCUGCUGCUCUGGCCGCACAGAACAGUGGGAUGUUAUUUGGUGGACUAACCAGUACCCAGCCAACAAUGGUGACUGCUGCUUCUGCCGCCCCGGUCACACAGACUCCCUCCCAAUCUCUGUUUGGAAGCUGGACUGCAACCACCACAUCCGCUCCUGCCACAAACGCCACGUUCCAGUUUGGAGCACCAUUGACCACAACGGCCGCCCCUGUGUUAAACACCAACACAGCUAGUGCCGGUGGCACCACCUCUGCUUUUCAGUUCGGCGGAGCAAAACCUGCGCCCACACAGCAGGCUCAAAGCACGUUCGCAUUUGGCCAGCUGCCCACGAACCAGAACUCCACAUCUGCUCCGUUUGGUGGGUUCGGCAUGACCAGCAGUGCCACCACUUCCUCGGAGGCAUCCACAACACAAACCACUUUUGGGAGCUCAACCUUCACUGCAUCUACAACCUUCCCAGGAUCCACACAGCAGGCCCCUGCUGCUCCAAAACCUUUCACAUUUGGGCCCAGUGGUGGAAGUAGCGGCGCAGCACCAUUUGCGUUUGGAGCCGCUGCCAGCACAGUAGCGCCUGCAUUUGGGACUAACAGUCAGCCUACAUUCGGGGCAGCAUCAUCUGGCUUCUCAUUUGGAAACACCACCACCCCUUCUGCGGCUCCCGUCUUUGGGGCCUCCACACAGACUGUGGCCUCUCAACCUGGCCCAGCUCCUACGUUCAGCUUCGGAGGUGCAUCAACAGGCACUCAAAACACUGCUCCGAGUACUCCAGCGCCUCCUGCCUCUGGAGGAUUUAACUUUGGGGCCUCACUUUCGGCAACACCAUUUGGAACCCCUGGGCCUGCAGUUCAGACACCAGGGUUUUCCUUUGGAGCCAACAACACGGAUAACAAGCCUGCUUUUGGAACAUCUACUCCUGCUUUUGGUCAGGCGCCUGCAGGAAUGCAGAUGCCGUUUGGCAGUCCUGGAACCCCAGGAUUUGGAGCAAUGGGCGCCUCCUUUGUUGGUGCUUCACCAGCUACCUUCUCUAUUGGAACGGGAUCCAAGUCCUCUGGGGCUCGUCGAUUACAAGCCCGUAGGCAGCACCCGAGGAAGAAGUAACAUGGCUGAUGUGAGUCCUGUCCCUUUCAUUAUUGUCAAAUGGACUCUGUUACUACUCCUCCGGCUGUCCCACCUGCCCCAGACACUGCUGCUACUGCUGCUGGUCCAAACACAACAAGGCUGUCAGUCAGACCUCAUCUCUACAACCCUCCAGACUGCCAGGGCUGGUCAGGUGUGUAGGAUCAAGGCUCAGAGAGUGUAGAUUUUUAGAGUACCGGGCGGCCCCAUCUCUGCUGUUGGGUGCGCCCACCGAGACUCAUCACAACCUCGCUAAUGGAGUCUGUAAAUGUCUGAUUAGGACGUCUGGUGUUGGGGAAGGAUUGCGAACUGGAGCGUAUUAUACUUGAAAGAAAAAGAGACUUUCAAAUCUGGACACUCACAUGAAUUUCAGUCCAGGCCUGUUGGAUGAAACAGAAUCUUAUUUUUGACUUUAGUUUUUGGUCGAGAAAUCAGAUGCUCUUUAUUUUAAAUCCAGUGAAUAUAUACAUAUACCUUUUUUUCUUUCUUUUUUUUUGCAGUUAGCAUACAUUUGUCAUGCUUUUUCAUCAUGCUU